Molecule: messenger RNA, 813 nt
Organism: Prorocentrum cordatum
Lineage: Eukaryota; Dinophyceae; Prorocentrales; Prorocentraceae
Source: the annotation of a GenBank genome assembly
AUGCGCAACACGGAAGCCGCAGCCCUGGUGCAACGGCACCGAACACAUUUUCGAAUACACAGUUCGUGUCUUGCAAAAUUCCGUUGCCUCGGUCCCUGCCUUCAUGCGAGGCUGGUUCUGCGGACGCUCAGCGGCCACAGUGGCUCCGUCGUGUUCGCCUCCUUCUCAAUCGACGGGUCCUUGGCGGUCUCGGCCUCGCUGGACGGCACUGCGCGCCUGUGGAGUUUGGCGACGGAUGCUUCGCGCGGUCAGUGCUUACAAGUCCUGGCUGGACAUCAAGGCAGUUUGUUCUCCGCGGCGAUCUCUCCCGACUGCUCCUGCGUGCUCACGGCCGCAGUGGGCGGCGAGGACACUGUAAAGCUCUGGACGACAAGCACUGGGAGUUGUUGCAGUUCGUUCCGUACACGGGUGCAGGUGCGUGCGGCCGUUCUCUCCCCAGACGGCUCGCAGGUGGCCGCAGUCUGUUGCGAUCACGUCGUGCGCAUCUUCCGCGACGCCGAGGAGGAGUGCUCCAGAGAGUUGACCCACGACGCCCAGGUGCUCUCCGCCGCGUUCUCCGGCGACGGGGGCCUGCUCGCCGUGGUGGACGCGGAGCACCGCGUUUGGUUAUGGAGCCUUGCCACCGAGGCUCCGGCCACGGUGCUCACGGCCCACUCCGCCCAGAUCAGCCGCGCCAUCUUCUCGCUCGACGGCCAGCUUCUACUCACAGCCUCGGCCGACGGCACAGCGAAGGUGUGGGACGUCAUUGAUUGCCGAUGUCGCCAGACCCUCGAAGCCGGCGGCCGCACGCGGUGGGCCUCCGUGUCGGGCUGA